This is a messenger RNA of Cajanus cajan (pigeon pea), 462 nucleotides long. The record is from RefSeq and is a predicted model, not a curated record. Lineage: Eukaryota; Viridiplantae; Streptophyta; Magnoliopsida; Fabales; Fabaceae.
CCUAAAUUUACACCCCCUUCCCCGCACCCCCUUCCCCGCACCCGCCUUCCCCGCAAGCAGAACCUGCCGUUGUUGCAGCCGAGUCAGCUGCCGCGAUUCCAGGCGAGCCAAUGGAUAUCAUGACUGCCUUACAACUUGUCCUCAGAAAAUCUCUGGCUUAUGGUGGUCUUGCACGAGGCCUUCAUGAAGCAUUAAAAGUGAUUGAGAAGCAUGUUGCACAGUUCUGUGUUCUAGCAGAAGACUGUGACCAACCUGACUAUGUUAAACUUGUUAAGGCCCUUUGCGCAGAGCACAAUGUUAGCCUGUUGACGGUUCCUAGUGCAAAGACCCUUGGAGAAUGGGCUAGUAAAUGGCGGUAACAGACUCAACAUCUUUCCAACGACUAUUUCAGAGGGCAGCUUCGGCUCAGUUUAGGAGGCCUCUCCUUCAUUUAGUUUCCACUCGUAAGUUACUAAUCCAUGA